AUGUUCUGCAGCACAAGACAAGGCCGGGUUUGGCAAGAUCUUGAGCUGCUGCAACCAGGCAAAAAAGACAAUAUUGAUUGGGUAUGGAUUGAUACUUGCUGUAUCGACAAGACAUUUAGUACCGAGCUUUCAGAAGCCAUCAACUCUAUGUAUACAUGGUAUGAAAACUCACAUGUGUGCUACGUGUUCUUGGAGGACGUACCCGAGCACAGCCCGUUAUUUUCAAGAACGCCGUUCAAAUAUGCGAGGUGGUUUUCUCGGGGCUGGUGCCUCCAGGAAUUGAUUGCUCCCAGAAAGAUUGAGUUUUAUUCCGCAGACUGGACGGAAAUUGGCACACAAAACAGUCUUCGGGUCUUAAUCGAGGAUAUAACUGGGGUCCCGGUAGCAAUUUUACAGAAGGAGGCAUCUCUUGCUGACUUGACAAUUGCGCAAAAGUUUUCCUGGGCUUAUAGACGGCGGACGACCAGAGAAGAAGACGAAGCAUAUUGUCUCCUUGGAAUUUUUGGCAUUUCUAUGCCAUUACUUUAUGGAGAAGGGCGACAGGCCUUUCAUCGUCUACGGCUGGAAAUAAUGAAGAAUACGGAGGACUACUCACUUUUCCUAUGGACUGAUCAGUAUGAAUCACAUGGCGGCUCGACUGGGGUAUUGGCAUCCUCCCCGGCGUGGUUUCCCAAGCGUGGAUUUGAAGCCAAGCAGAGGAUCAUGGACGACAGACCAAAAGAAUCGCUAAAGGGUUUUAAGUACAAAAACAUCGAAUCGAUCUUUCUUGAUAGUAGGGCUUUAAGACGACUUCCCUUCGACCUUACGCGAUGGAGUCCCUUGCAGAUGACGACUCGUAGACUAUAUUUGUAUAGUUUGACGAAAGAAGUUCAACCCGCUAGUCCUGCUCAGGACGCUUCUUCCGCCAAUCUCCGGCUUCCUUUGGAGCCAAAAGUGUUGGUAUUUUGGACCGGGUGCGUGUACUCACAACAAUAUCUGUGCAUUGUACUCGAUCAAGAUGUGAAAAGUGGAUUCCUAAAGUUCGUUAGAAAGCCGGCGUUGAAUAUCGUACUUGUACCUCCAUCACAGCUCGAGUCAUUACAAUUGACCGCGAUAUAUCUCAAUACCGACUGGCAGCGCGGGAACAGGAUAAAAAUACAAAGGCCAUUUUCUCUGCAUCAAGCCUUCCAACACUUCGAGGUCCUUGUAACAAAGAAGUGUCCAGAAGAGAUCGUUCUGGUAAAGACUUUCCCGCCGUUAGCUUUAUGUCUUGCCGUCAACGAUGCUCGAGGAGAAAGAGUUUACUCUGGCAAGAUUGAUUUAUACGCGCGCUUCUGGUUGGACUUUUGGAUCUUUGAUGGUAAUUCAGGCGUUACCACUGGAAAGUUCAGAAUAAAGCUCGAACUCAAUGGAUUGUGGCCAGCCGGCACGGUGUGCGACCUCGCUACCGACAUCGAACAAAGGGUGUUCCCUAGUGGUGCAGGUCAUAGAACCGAGAAUCUUACAGAUUCCGACCUUCUAAUUAUUAAAAGAAGGCAUGUGAGCGAUAAAAAUCCAGUGUCUCUCGAUGAUCCCGGUGGAACCCUAAAGAUAUUUGGAAAUAAUUCCUCGGUAUACAAUGAGACGGAAUUGGGCCAAUUGGCCCCUAUUGAGGAUGGAGACCGACCUACGGGCAAGCUGAAAAUGGGAUGUUGGUAUCGGUAG
Glarea lozoyensis ATCC 20868 is the source of this 1683-nucleotide messenger RNA. RefSeq lists its product as uncharacterized. The record is from RefSeq and is a predicted model, not a curated record. The transcript has a single exon. Lineage: Eukaryota; Fungi; Ascomycota; Leotiomycetes; Helotiales; Helotiaceae. The coding region runs from base 1 to 1683 and encodes 560 amino acids.